AGGGCAGGGCAGGGCAAGGCAAGGCAAGGCAGAGAGAAGGGAGCCAUCGGGAGUCGGAGCUUGAGCCAGAGCCGUCGAGGAGCCGCUAUGGGGUCCCACAGGCCUCCGAGCCGUGUGUGGAGCUCCGGCCUCCGGGGAGGGGUAGGCACGGACGGCGAGGACGACGGGCCCGUGUGGACUCCCAGCCCGGCCAGUCGCAACUACCUACUCAGCGUGAGGCCCGAGAUCAGCUUAUCAAGCAACCGGUUCUCUCACCCCAGCUCUGGAAGGAGCACCUUCUGCUCCAUCAUUGCCCAGCUGACCGAGGAGACCCAGCCCCUGUUUGAGACCACCCUCAAGUCCAGGGCUGUGUCCACAGACUGUGACGCCAGGUUCACUUGCGUUGUCACAGGAUACCCAGAGCCCGAGGUGACGUGGUAUAAAGAUGAUGAAGAGCUGGACCGGUACUGUGGCUUGCCAAAAUAUGAGAUUUCUCAACAGGGGAAUCGGCAUAUCCUACAGCUGUACAAGUGCCAAGAAGAAGACGCUGCUAUCUACCAGGCGUCUGCUCGAAAUGCCAAAGGCAUCGUGUCCUGCUCCGGAGUCUUGGAAGUGGGGACCAUGACUGAGUACAAGAUUCACCAGCGAUGGUUUGCAAAGCUGAAGAGGAAGGCAGAGGCAAAGAUGCGGGAGAUUGAGCAGAGCAGGAAGUAUGGGAAAGAGAUGGUGUCCGAGGCUGACACAAUGCGCAAACUCAGUCCAGACCGAUUUCAGCGGAAGCGGCGGCUGAGCGGGGCAAGGGAGCAAGGUCCUUCGGCUUCUUGCAAAGAUCUUGAGGAUGGGGUCCUGGAGCCCGAACUUGAAGGAGAGGCCAGUGAGCCGCCCUGGAGCCCAGCCAUUGGUCUGGCCAAUAACUUUACAGGGGGUGAGGUUACCACUAAUGGGGACUCCACCUUGGAGAGUGGAGAGGAGAGUGGAGAUGGCUUUUUGUCUUAUAUCUGUGAGGCUGUGGAGCUCAUCUCCCAGAGACCACCCAGCAAAGAGUCUGUGGCCAAGAAGAAGAAGAAAGAAGAGGGGCCGAACCACAGAGGGACGAGGACAGGUGAGCAAAAACCCGAAGGAGCAAGAACACCUGAAAAUCACAUCCCCACCACUGCAGAAUCAGACUCCAGCUGGACUCGUGGCCACAUGGAGGUGGAGAAUACCCCAUUGGCUCAGAGAGAGAGUUCUCCAAAGACCACAAAGCUGGACAGAUCAGAUGGGACCCUGGAAUCAAGCUCUACUGUGACACAGGAAGCCAGAAGCUCAAGCAAGAUUGGGGUCAAGACUGACAAGGGCCCAACAACCCCUCCACCAGAUACCAAUGUUUAUUUCUCCUUAAAGGAUAUGUACCUGGAGAACACACAGUCUACUGCCACUGAGGAGAGACUCCAGUCCCCCAGUGGAAGUCCCCAAAGUGGUUACCCUUUGGGAGUCUCACCAGGAAGGGAGACAGGAGGAGAGAAGCUGUCUUCUGGCCAGGCUGUGCCUGCCGCUGCCCAACAGCCUUCCAGAUUAUUUAAUAGGAAAAGAUUUGCCCCUCCUAAACCAAAAUGUGACCCCAGCAAUGAUUCCCAGCCUUGUGCCUCUGUGGAUCCCCCCUCAGGCAUUUUGGACCCUUCUCCUCAGCAAGGAGUCCAGGCCUUGGGAAUUUCCCGUGAGCCAACAGCCACUGUCCCAACUCCCCCUGCCCGGCGGAAGCACAAGACCCAGGAGAGCCUUGCCCAGAAGUCGAUAGCCCACAGGACCCCUUGUGAGACCCUGGAGACCCAGGUGGCCCAAGCUCAGGCAACAUCUGCUGCCAGCAGCUCUAAGACCAGCCACAACCUUGAGGGAGAACAGGGGAGCAGCGAGCCCAUGGAUGUUGAGACACAGGAAGAGAGGACGAAGAGGGAGAGAAGGACGCCGAUGGAUGUCAGUGCGCAGCUGGAGAACGCACGGGAAGACCUGAGGACCCAGGCAGGCGUGUGUUCCCUGGCAGAGGGGAUGACACAGACAGAUGUGAACCAGCAGGUGGUUGGGAGAGCCCAUGUGGAUAGCACACAGAUGGAUGGCGGGACACAGGUGGUGGCAGGAACUCAGCCAGAGUGGGAGAGAAGCCCUGAUACGCAGCCUAUGGCCCUUGGCUUCCAGGUUUCAGAGGCUCCUCAGAGAUCUGGCCACCUCAGGAGGCUACCUGUGGUAUCCUCCUGUUCUUCAGAGGUCGGGUCUGAGGAGACACAGAUUCCAGCCCUCGGGAACAUCCAAGGGAACAUGCAGAGCUUCACAGCCCCACUUGGUCCAGGAGCUGGUAGGAGACCAGGGGAUAGCGGGGAGAGCAGAGGCCUAGGGAAAUCUGAAGUUGACAAAGGCACACGACAGCCUCAGGAGGAGUUGCCUUGGUCCACUGAGGAGCCAAUAAACAUUGACUCUGAGGCCUGCAAGAAAGGAUUUGACUCUCAUACAACUUCUUCCCAAAGCCCCAAGGCCUUCAGCAUUCCUAGCCCGAAGGCAGUCUGCCUCCCAAAGAACACACAGGAAAAGCAGGUCGAAGGAGGGCCUACCCAGGCGGCUGUGAUGCCCCGGCCAGAAGCAGAGCCAGAGCCACAGGCUCACUGUGAAGACUCGCCCAGAGUGGGCAGCCCCAGCCAGGGUCAUGGGGCAGAGGCUGAGGCUGCGAUGAGUACAGGAAAUGCUCUGGGUGCCCACGGGGUGUCUGAACCUGAGGUUCCAGGAGCUGGGCUGAGGGCCCCCAGCCCUGUAGCCCCUGACAGUGGACUCAUUGAUUCCUUGAAGAAUUAUUUACUCCUGCUCCUGAAGCUCUCCAGUGCAGACACAGACUGGAGUGAAACUGAAGCCAGAGGGAGGCCAGAGGGCCAGCAGCCCCCCGCAGGGGGACCUGGUCCCCCAGACACGCUGGCACCGACAGUGGAGAUCGCUGGCUUGAGCCCCCGAACAUCUCGGAAGAUCCUAGAGCGAGUGGAGAACAACCACCUCAUUCAGAGUGCCCAGAGCUUGCAGCUCAGCCCCUGUACCUCCCGCCGGCUCACUGGUCUCAUUGACCAGGAGGUGCAGUCUGGCCACAAGGCCCUGGCAGCAGGGAGGCCGCUGGGAAGAUACCCCAGUCCACUGACUGUCCCUACCAUUGUGGUGGGGGAGGAGGAGACCGAGGGGCAAGGCCCAGAGAAAAGUAACAAGGGGGCUGCUGAGGAAAUCAGGGCUGGGCCCAAGGAGAGCAGAAUGGGGGAAUCCCUUCAGAUCAGUGGGGAUCAAGGAGCCCUCAGGAUGGGGGAGCCCCUUGGUGAGAAUAAGCGGGAGGAGCGCUUCAAGGAUGUAGAGCUCUCAGGUGAUAACAGGGGGAGUCUCCCAGGUGCAACCCCAGAGGAGCUGGCCUUGGGAGCUAGGAGAAAGAGAUUUCUCCCCAAGGCCAGAGUGACUGGGGAUGGGGAAGCCCCUGCUCCUGAAGAGAGAGAAAGCCCAACAGUUUCUCCCAGGGGGGCCAGAAAAGGCCUGGUGCCUGGAUCCCCACUGAUUCCCCCCAAGGAGAGGCAUUCUCCUUCCCAGAACAGGAAGAUGCUCGAGGUACCUGGUCCAGAGGACUCUGCAGAGCUGGGCUCGGGGCCCAAGGGCAGUGGGCCAGACUCAGAGUUGGCCCCUGAAGAUGGCAAACAGGACGAGCCAGCCCAGCCCAGAAAAACUAAAGACCUUUUCAAAGCUCCCCAGGUGAUCCGGAAGAUCCGGGUGGAACAGUUUCCUGAUGCUUCUGGAAGUCUAAAGCUGUGGUGUCAGUUCUUCAAUAUCCUCAGCGACUCAGUAUUGACCUGGGCCAAGGACCAGCUGCCCGUGGCUGAGGUGGAGCGGAGUGCGGGAGACGAGGCACCAGCAGCCUUGGCCAUUGUACAGGCUUCACCCCAGGACUGCGGUGUGUACCAGUGUACCAUCCGGAACGAGCAUGGCAGCGACUCUACUAACUUUUGUCUCAGCCCCGAGGUGUUAUCAGGAUUCGUCUCCAGAGAAGAAGUUGAAGUUGGAGAAGAGAUCGAGAUGACUCCCAUGGUGUUUGCCAAGGGCCUUGCUGACUCUGGCUGCUGGGGGGACAAACUUUUUGGGCGUCUGGUGAGUGGGGAACUUCGUGGAAGCGGGCGUGGACGUGGUCUUCGCAAAGCCUCCCAGGCCAAGGUCAUCUAUGGACUGGAACCCAUCUUUGACUCAGGACGGACUUGUGUCAUCAAGGUCCCCAACCUACUUGUGUUUGGGUCCAGCAGUGAGAACUCUCUACUGGGGAGGAAUUAUGAUGUCACCAUCCAGGGAUGUAAGAUCCAAAACAUGAGCCGUGAGUACUGCAAGAUCUUUGCGGCCGAGGCCCGAGCUGUCCCUGGUUUUGGGGAGGUUCCUGAGAUCAUCCCACUGUACUUGAUCUACCGGCCAGCAAAUAACAUCCCCUAUGCCACCUUGGAAGAAUACCUGGGGAGGCCAUUGGAGCGGUACUGUGCUCGUGAUUUGGAGAGUGGUGGCUCCCAGGCGGCCCCUGCCACCUCGGAGGCUGCCCAGAAGUGUCGGACCUUCCAGCACUGGUUAUAUCAGUGGACGAAUGGCAGCUUUCUGGUCACAGACCUUGCAGGUGUUGACUGGAAAAUGACAGAUGUGCAGAUUGCCACCAAACUUAAAGGGUACCAAGGUCUCAAGGAAAGCUGCUUUCCGGGCCUUCUCGAGCAGUUUGCUGUUUCACAUCAAUGCAACACCCACUGUGAGAUGCUGGGGCUGAAGUCUCUCAAGAGCCUUGAGACUCUUUACCCCAUGGCCAAGGCCAAGGGCUCCAAGAGCCCCUCCUCGGGCAGGAAAGCUCCUUCAUCCACUCAGCUGAGCCCUCAGCUUCAGAAGAAAGGUCACCCCAGCCCGCAGGGAUCUCGGAAAAGCUCCUCAAGCUUGAAGGCCACCCCUAAGUCCCCUGAGACUGUCGAUUCACAGUGGAAUAGCCAACCUGCUGCUUCCCAGCACAGGGGCUCCAAGGCUCAGGGCAUGUGAUAAUCACAACUGGAGGCUGGGGGGCCUCCACCCAGAUUAAAGACCAACCAGGAAACAGUUCAAACCAGACAGUAACUAACACAGAAGCAGAAAGAAUGGGUGGGUGUAGCCCCUGUUGCAGGAGGUCUCUCCAUUCCCCUCUAACCUCAGAGUGACAGGACCCACGGUGCCUAAAGCCGUGCCAGGGUCUCAUGGGGUACCUGGGACCUCCAGGAAAGAUUCAGGGGUCAUCUCUGUUUCAUUCAUUCGAGGCCUCGGGGCAGGCCCAAACAUGGGGCCCACCGCCUCCCUCCAGGCUUGGCGGAGAGAGGGGGAGCCAGGUCAUCCCUGUGGCCCGACAGAGUGCCCUGAGAGCACGCGAGGGGCAUUGGGGCCUCCUGGGUAGGGUCCUCCAUCACGUUUACACUUGCCCAUAGCAUCCCUAGGCUGGGCACCCUUAUCAUGGCCAGGGGCCGGCUGCUCUGGGCAGAGGCCUUCCUGUUUCAGUAUUGCUUGGCACUGAACUUUUGGCAUUAACAAAGCUCCUUGCCCCUGUUUGUGGGCAUCAGACUGGCGUUCCUAUUGGCUGGCACCCACCCCCUCCAGGGUCUGCUCCCCUCCUAAACACUUUGCCUCCUGUGGCCUAGCUCAGCCUCCAACUGAGCUGCCUGGGGUCUCCGGGAGAACUCUCCCGACCCUCUCCAGAGCUUCUUCCCCAGCACCCUGUCUGUUUGUCUUGUGACUUUUACCAAUGAAGGGCAUUCACUCUCCCGCUUUUCCCAUCACCCUCUUUACUGCUGAUUCCUUUCUCCUUAAAGGCUUCUCCCUUGCUCCUCUCCUGGCUGAGUCUUUUUCUAGGGCUGCCCCUGCUGUUCUUUGCUGAGAGAUGGGGCUCCGACUCCACUCUGGCACCAGGGAAAUUGCUCCCUUUGCUUUAUUCUCUUUCUCAAGUUUGCCUCGGGCUGCUGGGCCCAGCAGGAUAGAGAGGGCUCAGCAGCUGUGGCUCCUGUUGGGGAGGUUUGGAGUCCCUUUCUGAGGUAGAGAAUUUGGAGCCUCGGUGAUUCUUAGGUGUUCCCGAAUAGUCAGUGCCUGAGGGGUGGGUUAAUUUUCUGCUCAGGGUAGAAUGUGUGUUGGGUGAGGUGGGUAGGUAGGGAGGGAGAAAGAAGCCAGACCAGCCCUGGGGGGCUAGACCUCUGUGUCUAGACUCUCAGAGUGAGACCUGGGAUACCUGGGGGACAGGUCGUAGCCCCCUGAUCCAUUUCUUCAGUUAUGGAUUUUUCUUUAUGGGCGCCAAAAGAAACUGUAGCCCCAGGCAGAGGAGCUCAGCCUUAGGCCUAGUACAGCCAGCUCCUCCUUCCUGAGUGUAUCUUGUUCUGGUCCGGCUGGGAUGGGUAUUCCUUACAUGGUGACAGGGGCUUGCAUGCUCCACUUUGAAUGCAAUAAAGACAAUGAAUGCUUGUCCA
Antechinus flavipes (yellow-footed antechinus) is the source of this 6464-nucleotide messenger RNA. It is a transcript of the gene ALPK3, whose product is annotated as alpha kinase 3. The coding region runs from base 88 to 5022 and encodes 1644 amino acids. Gene Ontology annotation, cellular component: nucleus. The record is from RefSeq and is a predicted model, not a curated record. Gene Ontology annotation, biological process: protein phosphorylation; cardiac muscle cell development. Gene Ontology annotation, molecular function: protein serine/threonine kinase activity; ATP binding. The transcript is spliced from 14 exons. NCBI's taxonomy places the organism in Eukaryota, Metazoa, Chordata, Mammalia, Dasyuromorphia, Dasyuridae.